Molecule: messenger RNA, 1460 nt
Organism: Leptonychotes weddellii (Weddell seal)
Lineage: Eukaryota; Metazoa; Chordata; Mammalia; Carnivora; Phocidae
Source: RefSeq, a predicted model, not a curated record
AUGGCGGUGCUUAUGAAAAUACUACCCGUGGCCGUCACCCACUCGUCUUGCACGGGCCACCCCUUUGGACCCCCCGCUCGAGGCAGCUGCUGGUCGGCGGCAUGGCUCCGGUCACUGACCUCUGGGCCCUCUCUCUCUGUCUCUCUCGCUCGCUCCAGGCACUACCACAGCAUGGAAGUGUUCACCCACUAUGACCUCUUGAACCUCAAUGGUACCAAGGUGGCCGAGGGCCACAAAGCCAGCUUCUGCUUGGAGGACACAGAAUGUGAAGGAGACAUCCAGAAGAGUUACGAGUGUGCCAACUUCGGUGAGCAGGGCAUCACCAUGGGCUGCUGGGACAUGUAUCGCCACGACAUCGACUGCCAGUGGGUCGACAUCACCGAUGUACCCCCUGGAGACUACCUGUUCCAGGUCGUCAUUAACCCCAACUACGAGGUCGCGGAGUCUGACUACAGCAACAACAUCAUGAAGUGCAGGACCCGCUACGACGGCCACCGCAUCUGGAUGUACAACUGCCACAUAGGUGGUUCCUUCAGUGAAGAGACGGAAAAAAAGUUUGAACACUUCAGUGGACUCAUAAAUAACCAGCUCUCCGCACGGUAAAGCACCAGGUCACCUCCUGUCUUCAGGCCACGGCGCAUCUUCCCCGACAACUGCAGUCUGACGGAUGGCCACCCUCCCCCCUCGUCCAGCCCAGCCCCUGCCCUGUCCCGACCUCCGGCGGCCAUGUCCAAGGCUCGGGGGGACACGGCGUGCCCAUCAUCUGCUGGGUGCUGCUGCCUGACCUCUGGAGCCUGGGACGACCUGGGAAGACCUCCAGGGUGGGGCCUGACAACAGGGUCCUGGGCACCAAGAGCCAUCUUGUCUGGGACCCCAGGAGCACAGUGAGCAGCAGUCUGUCCCGCCGAAACCACGGGCCACCCUGAGUAGGACACCACCCAACUCAACUCACGACAGAUAAAAUGCCAGGUUGGUGGUGGGAGCUAUCCACCCAAGGCGGUCAGGCUGAAUUCCAUUUUUCCUCCCCCUAGGUCAUUUCCAGACAACCUGAAUAUCUAGACCUCUCUUCCAAUGAAACAGACUGCCUCUACUCUGUUAUAUUCACAUACACAAAUAAUGCUGCCACGUGUUUUCUACUUAGGUGAGCUCAGAGUUGGUGCUUUCCCUCCCCCCUCCUAAAUCCUCUUACAAGAUACCAUUACUAUAUUUUCACAGACUUUGAAACACGAAGUAAUUUAGUGGCAUUUAAUAUUGGGCAUCUGGGCCUCUGAAAGUAUAGCUCAAAAGAAAAACCAACCCAGCCGUGUAAGUGACUCAUCUUUCUGUUGUUCCAGUUCUGUGGGUAACUGAUUUAACGGUGCUAUAACCAGGGUCCUGGGUGAUGAGGACACCCACCGAGCGCCAUGUGUCAUCACAGACACUUACACAUACUUGAAACUUGGAAUAAAAGGUUUAUGAUA